Molecule: messenger RNA, 4502 nt
Organism: Patella vulgata (common limpet)
Lineage: Eukaryota; Metazoa; Mollusca; Gastropoda; Patellidae
Product: ankyrin repeat and EF-hand domain-containing protein 1
Exons: 7
Coding region: 327-2660 (777 amino acids)
Molecular function (GO): protein binding; calcium ion binding
Source: RefSeq, a predicted model, not a curated record
UCCGUUAGUUGCUAAGUGACGGUAAACAAGAUGGCCGUGACGAGAGUCGAGAAAUGACUUUUAUUUACUGACUUAUAAGGUUCGUGAGGCAUAGGAUAAAUAUUUAAUGUGAUUCUGCAGAAAAUUAGAUAUAUUUUUUGUAAUUGUUAGCAAGUUUUUCUGCUCAAGUCCCACGCAAUGGUCGUGUAAUUGACUUGAAGUAGAUUAGCGGAAUAGGAUGUACCGUUGUGGGGCUCACAGCACCGUUUAAUAUGUUGAAAGACACCCAAUAUAAAGUUCAUACAAAAUAGUGGAAGUGUACGGUUAUUUUCAGUAAAGUUGCCAAAAUGCCGGUCGCGGAGAGCAGGUUGGAGAUUUUACAAGUUUGUAAAUUGUUACAAUGUGUACGAGAAAAAGACAAAACUCAAAUAGAAAAGAUGACAGCCAGUGGUCUACCUCAUUUAAUUAAUUAUAAUGAUGCCACAGAAGGGAUGACGGCUCUUAUUGUAGCGGCAAUAGCUAACGACGAUGACAUGUUACAGUUUUUGUUGGACCUAGGGGCCCACCCCGAUGUGGUUGAUUUAAAGGGAAGGACCGCUGCCAUGAGAGCAGCCGAAUAUGGUCAUGUACAAUGUUUAGAAAAAUUAGCAAAAGCUGGUGCCAAUAUGAGAAUAGUGGAUUUAGAAGGGAAAGGUAUAAUAUUUUACUGUAUAUCACCGACACAGCGACACGCCAAAUGUUUAGAAUUAGUUGUAUUAAACGGAGGUGAGGUAAACAACGUGUCUAAAGAUGGCGUACCUGUAUUUGUUCUCUCCUGUGAAGCGGCUGUUGAAAAUGAAGACAUGUGUGAAGUAUUGUUACAGAAGGGAGCUGAUCCAAAUAAAGCCUCUGAGAAAAAUGGGCGAACAGCUUUAAUGGCAGCUGCCUCAAGUGGAGGAACGAAAAUUGCCAGAUUAAUUUUAGAAGGGGGAGCCAGUGUCAAUGCUAUUGAUGUCCGAAAAAAUCACGCAGCUCAUUUUGCGGCUAAAGGAGGUCACCUGGAAGUACUGGCAUUAAUGGCUGGUUACGGAGCUGAAUUUAAUCAAAAUGAUUCCCAAAAUAACACACCGAUACAUAUCGCGGCUAUAAAUGGUCAUGGUGGCUGCUGUAAAUUCUUGUCACAAAGAGGAUGCAAUCCCAAACCCAAGAACACGGAUGGCCAAACUCCCAAAACUCUAGCCAAAGACAAUGGUCACAAGGACGCACUUAAGGAAUGUCGCAAAGCCGAAAAAUCUUUUGGAAAAGUGUCGAAAAACAACGAACCCUGGGCAAUUCAUUUAUACGACUGGGUUCAAUCACGACAGCUUAAAUUAGAAAAUAUAUUUAAAAAGUACGAUUCAGACGUCACAGGUUACAUCAACAAGGAUGAUUUCUUGGAUGGAUUAACAGAUCUGAAUGUUCCACUAGAGGAGGAGGAAUUAACGAAAAUCGCAACAUUGCACGAUAAAAGUAAAGAUGGAAAAAUUGAUUAUAAUGACUUUAUCGCGGGUAAAAAAUAUCUCAAUAAGAACUUUUUAAUGAGUGCAUUUGAAGGAAAAAAGAAAAAAAAGAAAAAGGGAGGUAAAAAGGGUAAAAAAAAGGGCAAGUUUAAGUUAAUAAUGCCGAUAUGUACGCAAGAAGAUGGACCCAGAACGUAUGGUGGUAAUCCCCCGGAGCUAUUUAUAGAACGUCACAUACAUUUUACAGAUACUGUACGAUUUGGUCGAGAUAGACCGCCAACGCAUCCCCUGCAGGACGAUUCGGCCUGGUAUCUACAGCAUCCCGAUAGAACUUUUAUCAAUAUCAAUGAAGCUGCCAAAAUGGGUGAUUACGAUUCGUUGAAGAAUGCGUUUUCCCGAGGUUUACCAGCAGACACAAGAGACAAAUAUUAUAAAACACCUUUAAUGGUGGCUUGCGCUGACGGAAAAAUAGAGAUGGUGAAAUUCCUUUUAUUGAGUGGGGCUCAGAUCAAUGCUAGAGAUAAUUUUAAAUGGACACCAUUACAUCAUGCCUGUCACUCGGGACAACUUGAUGUUAUACAGUUGUUGAUGGAUAAUGGAGCAGAGAUAGAUGCAACAACAAUGAAUGGAGGAACUCCGCUAACACGAGCUAUUGAGAGUUCUAAAGAAGAGGUCGUCCAGUUCAUGAUUAAUAAUGGUGCUAAAAUGCAAACAGAAAAUAAAAAAGGCCAGAAUCCCAAUGAUUUGGCUCAAGUAUGGGCUGAUCCACGGGUGUUAGAUAUCGUGUCGAAGAAAUGGGACAGUCUUCCUCAAUCUAAAGAUAAAGGAAAGGGAAAGAAAGGAUCCACUGCUAGGGCUAAAAGUGGUCGACCUAAAUCAGCAGGUGGUGAAGGUAAAGAUGGCGCAGUAACACAGUCGUUAACGUUAAACCGAGUUGGAGCAGAAGAUUUUCAUCAACAACGUAAAGGAUCUAUCUUACGAGCAGCUUCAGCCCUGGCUGGAGGACUGGAAGAAAAAGAAGAUAUCACAUACACUCCUUUGAAGGCCUGGACGAAACAGCCAACCACAGGGGAGUUGAUAAAAGAACGGGAAGUUAAUCGAGAGAGAUUUGGAUGGGAAGUUGAUUUUGAUGAUUUUGAGAUGCCCUUUAAAAGUAAUAUCAGUAAAAAGAUCGAAUUGUUUGGUGGACUUGAAGAGGAAUAGAAAAAGAAGAAAAAAUCUCGCCGAAAAAAGGAAUAAAUUCUGAGAGAGAUGUUUUACUUCUGACUCCAUUAUCUUCUUUUACUCUGAACAGCUUUAGAAAACAGCUUGAUGUAUAAACUUUUACUCUGAACAGCUUUAGAAAACAGCUUGAUGUAUAAACUUUUACUUUAAACAGCUUUACAAAACAGCUUGAUCUAUAAACUUUUACUUUAAACAGCUUUACAAAACAGCUUGAUCUAUAAAAUUUUACUGUGAACAGCUUUACAAAACAGCUUGAUCUAUAAACUUUUACUCUGAACAGCUUUAGAACAGCAUGAUCUAUAAACUUGGAACAGCUUUAGAAAACAGCCCGAUCUAUAAACUUUUACUCUGAACAGCUUUACAAAAUAUUUUUCCCUCUAAAUAUUUAAUCUGAACAGCUUUCGAAUACACAGUAUAAAGUUUUAACAGCUACAAUAGAAACUGUUACUCAGAAUACCUUUAGAACACAUCAUUCUGUUUUCUCUGAACAGCUUUUAAAUACACCAUGUUGUUUAAAACUUUACACUAACCAGUUAUAGAAAACAGCAUUUAUUAGCCCUCGUACUCUGUUGGGUAUACCCUCAUUGUUUACCAUUUUAAAAUAUUUCAUCAAUUCCUACAAAAUCCAAAAUAUAAUCUUUUUAUUACAAAUAGGAAUCUAAAAUCAAAGAUGCAUGUAUGUGUGUAUGCCCAUAUAUGGUUUCAUAUUAACCAAUAUGACCCUGUGAAGGUUUUGGACCAUCGAAUUUUGGUCCCCUGGCCAAUUAGUGCCCCAGGACUAAUAUGUGCCCGGUCGAAUGGAGCCCCAGGUGGAUUUGGGCCCCGGACACAGCCAGAUAUCCUGCUAAGUAACAAUAAGGCACCAGGUAUUUCUUCUUCUGAAAUUCUAUUUUUAUCUGUGAUCAUUUAAGUAAUGUGAUAAAAUAUUUUCAAGAUAGCUUUUAAACAUUUCUGCUUUUUAAAUAAUUGAUAAGUUUUGUAUAUUCUAAAUAGACUUUUUAAAAUCAGGCAAAAAUAUAUAUUGAGAGGUAUGCAUUUGAAUUUUUAGAGAUUUUUCGUUUUCAACUGCCUCACCUUUAUAUAAGAUCUGAGUGUAUGUACUAUGUAAUAAGAUGACUGGCAAAAUGAUUGUUUACGGUCCACUUAAGGAAUGUUUGUCGCUGAUUCUCCAUCGCUGUAGUUGGGCACCAAAUAUAUACUGCUCAACAGACUAUCCGAACCAUUGUUGUCUACAAGACAAGCAUACAGUGUCUUUAGAAAUAGGUGAAACCAGCAAGGCCAGAUGAAGUUGGGGGGGGGGGGGGCUUGUAGCAAUUGUUAUUAAAUGUUAUUAAGGGCCCUAAAUUUAAACAAAAAAAAAUACACUUAAAUAUUACAGCACCUGUAACUUACUUUCAUAGUAAAAUAUAUUUGAUCUUAUACUCAAAUUAAAUGAUGAGGGGAGGGGGGGGGGGUCAUCAUAUGUGUCUCACUCCCCCCCCCCUCCCAUUUGGCAACUGGUGAAUUAUUGAAUCAGAAUAAAUAGCUUACAAGCAUAUAUCCCAGGGCCUUUGCAAAUGGGAGCCCCACAAUGUAAUGCUACUUUACUCCAUUAGGUUUAUCGGUCACUGGGCAAGAAGAAAUACCUGUGGGGUGGGAGAGAACCCGGAAGUGGGUUGGGGUGGGAGUGACCCUACCUACAGGGUUAAAUAUUAUAAUUAUUGAUGAUUUAUUUGUAUAAUAUAUAUAUUGUUGAAGAAAUAUAAUCAAUUGUGGUUUUAUAUUGUAUAUAAUAUUAGUUAUCAUGUGAUAUUGUUAAUAAAUUAUAUUGUUUAUCAUAAA